AUGAACAUCUAUCUAUCUAUCUAUCUAUCUAUCUAUCUAUCUAUCUAUCUAUCUAUCUCUUUUUAUUUCUCUUUCCUCUCUCUCUUUCUUUCUCUGGCAAAUCAUGUAGAGAGCAUAAAUAUAAAAAUCUAUCUAUCUAUCUAUCUAUCUAUCUAUCUAUCUGUGUUUCUAAUUUCUUUCAUUUCAUUCGUUAAUUCAUUUUCUUUCUUUUGUCUUUCUUUCUUCCUGUCUUUCUUUCUUUCUUUCUUUCUUUCUUUCUUUCUUUCUUUCUUUCUUUCUUUGUUCGUUUCUUUCUUUACAUUUUUUUCCUAUUAUAUAAUUUAUUUCUUACAUUUUAUCCUAUACCUUGUGAUUCUAAUUUCCUUCCUUUCAUUCUUUACUCCAUGUUUUUUUUUUCUUUCUUUCUUUCUUUCUUUCUUUCUUUCUUUCUUUCUUUCUUUCUUCAAUCGCCGGCCUUCUUUCUUUCUUUCUUUCUUUCUUUCUUUAUCUCUAUUUCCUUACUUGAACUUUCCGCAGAUGUUUUCUCGCAACGCAUUAGCAAACAACUACUAUACGGACGGAAGGAUCUAUCUAUCUAUCUAUCUAUCUAUCUAUCUAUCUAUCUUUAUCUAUUUUUGA
Molecule: messenger RNA, 618 nt
Organism: Acanthosepion pharaonis
Lineage: Eukaryota; Metazoa; Mollusca; Cephalopoda; Sepiida; Sepiidae
Source: the annotation of a GenBank genome assembly